Molecule: messenger RNA, 458 nt
Organism: Colossoma macropomum (tambaqui)
Lineage: Eukaryota; Metazoa; Chordata; Actinopteri; Characiformes; Serrasalmidae
Product: cysteine-rich motor neuron 1 protein-like
Exons: 2
Coding region: 57-458 (133 amino acids)
Source: RefSeq, a predicted model, not a curated record
GAAAUCUCAGUAAGACUCCUGUUGCUGCUGCAGGUGAUGAGCUGGACCUCAGCUGGAUGAAGGGCGGUGAGGAAGAGGAGGAGGAGGAGUGUGUGGAGUGGGGUUGUCAGGUGCAGGGCCACCGGUGUGUGUGUGAGGAGAGAGAGUGUGAGUCACACACGCCGCUGCUGUCUGAGGACGCCUGCUACGACACGCUGAAGAAAGUCCUGUGUAAUAAUGUGAUCUGUCCUGAGGUUCGGACUCAGUCGUGUCCAGCAGAUUCCUUCCUUACUCAUUCUUUUACCCCUCCUGGACACUGCUGCCCUCUGGUGGUGGCACAGUGCACCUGCAACUUUCAGCUCUGCUCUCCAGAACCCACAUCCUGCCCUGAGGACACCCGGCCUCAACUUGUUGCCAAGGGCGACGGCCACCCGGGCACCUGCUGCCACCGCUAUGAGUGUGUGAGAGAAGAGGACUGA